AUGCCUCAGCGUCGGAGGGUCGUCCUUGCCUCGAAGAACGACCUGAAGGUGAAGGAGUUCUCCCGCUCCUUGGCCAACUAUGACAUCGAGUGCGUGCGGGACCCUGAGGCCGCCCUGUCCGAUGAGAAAAUCUGGGAGACGCUGCAUGUCCGCGGCGAGGACUUCUGGCACAAGGCCGUCUUCCGGGAGGAGAUGUGUGUCUUCCGGGCGCCGCGCGCCGGGCUGGAGGGCUUUCUGGCUGGCGUCCGGGACUAUGAGCCCGAGGCAGAACAGCUGGGCGCAGAUGGCAGAAGCCUGCCAGACGGCGAGGCCAUAAUCCUCUUCUCGCGCCUCGACAUCUUCGAGCUGCCAAAGGACGAGGCAAGCCGCAUGCGGGAGAACAAGUUCCACCAGCAGGCGAACGCCUUGCACACGACACCCGGGGCUACAGGCUCCAGCUACAGCCACCCACAGCCACCAGCGGCGCCAUCCUGCCCGCCAGAGCUCGUCAGGACGACCUACACCAACGCCGUGGAGGCGUACGUAGACUCUGCACGGCGCGCUGCCGGGCAGGACGAGGUCUUCGGCUGGGACGACGUUGUGGUGCUCACGAGCACUGGCAAGACGUACCAGGAGAUGCUGAGGCUGGGCCUCAAGUUUUCCCCCCGCGACUUCAACGUCAACCGCUGGCUCAUCGAGCACGUGCACUAUCGCCAGCGCAAGGCCACGAACUUCAUCAACGAGGAGUCCAAGAAGUUCAGCCAAACAAUUUCCUUCGCUGGGCCCGACUCUGCUGGCGCCUUUGUGGCUAAGAACGAGUUCUUCAACAACGCGGUCGCGAAAUCUUCCGGCCUCAGCGACGUCUUUGUCGCGGUGGCGAACAACGGCGCUUUCUUUCGCUCUGCGCAGUCGCGGCGCGAGGUCAACUACUGGCUUCCCGGCCUCAACGCUGGCAUUCCCUUUGUGUCGAAGAAGGACCCCAUCCACGAAAUCACCUUCACUGCGCAUGACUUCGGGCACUUCCUGAUCCCCGACCUUGUGUUCACAGGAAACACGUCUACGAACGCUCGCCGUACCUACAUCAUCUACCGCAUGAUGUCCGAGGCCACCACCAUGGUCUUUGCGGACAUGCUCUUCGUAGAGACUUUGCGCCUCGCGGGCUACUCCUACGACUGGGCCAAGCGAAAGAUCCAUCCACUCUUCGAGGCCACGGGGCUGAAGCCCUUCGGCGGCAGUCGGCCGGGCUUCUUCGCGGAGGUGAGGAAGCUGCUGGAGGCUAACGUGGAGUACUGCCUGCUCGGCUCAACAGCCAAGUACCAGGCGCUGAUCGAGGCUGCGCGCGGGCAGCCCCUGGGGGGCUCCUGCGAAGUGCUGGAGGAGUUCAAAGCCAAGUACAUGCCAUUCUUCGUGGAGGACUAUCGGUGGACUUCGGCCAACUACCACAACAUGGCCAAGCGUGCGGAGGAGUAUCGCCGGUGGUGGGCCCUGGCAGCACCGGUUGUCGCCGCUGGAGGCCUCGACACCAUGAAGGAGGGGGUCGGCCUCGAGACUGUGGACCAGCAUAUGGCCGCCAUCGGCGUGUGCGACGCGACCGAAGUGCCCCCCAAGGAGCUCAUCCAGAGGAUCUUCGACCGCGUCUUUGACACCCGGAUCAAGCCCAUCUUCGAGGUCCAGGAGCAGUACCAGAUGGCGCCGGAGCACAUCCGGCUGAAGAAUGCCUUCAUCCGCUACCUCGUCGGGCAGAUGAUCAUCUUCGCCCGCUACGACUUUCUGGAGGAGAGCCACCGGUACGCGGCGAAGCUGACGCAGUUUGUGCGACAGAAUGCCGAGUCGUUCACUGAGGAGAAGGUCGAAGCGGCGAGGGGGCUGUAUGCCCAAUUCCUCCGCAUCCUGAUGCAGAAGUCGCUGAUCACGCCGGAUGACUACGAGGUCUACCAGCAGAUUUGCCCUCUCUUCGAUCCCGUCUACGUGUUCUACGACGAGAAGAAGGACUUCUAUGCCCAACUGGCAGAGGUUCAAAAGGAGAUCCUGGGGGGCUGCUGA
Messenger RNA from Symbiodinium natans, 2022 nucleotides. NCBI's taxonomy places the organism in Eukaryota, Dinophyceae, Suessiales, Symbiodiniaceae. The record is from the annotation of a GenBank genome assembly.